GACUUGUGUCAGUCUGAUAUUGAACAUACGCGUGUUUGGACGUGCCAAUAACUGUUGAAAUUCUACGCCGGUUAUUUGUUGUGUCAAAUAAACGAAAAAAAAAAUUAAAUUCGAGUAACUUUAGAACGGAAUUAUUUUUAAUUCAAAUAAAAACUCUCUCUCCCCGCCCGAAUCCCACCUUUUAUCAGUUUGCUCUCUUUUUAUCGCGCUCUCUCUCUCUAGUCUUCCCAAGAAAAACCAUACAAAAUGUCUCACUCCGUGACCAUUACACGUACCACCACCAGCACCACCAACACUUCCUACAUUGUCCUCAACACUGGCUAUUUGAAGAGUUUCAGUGGCCUUCUCAAAUUGGCUGAAUUGCUAAUUGGUGCUGCCAUGGUUGGCAUUUUUGCCUACUAUCAAAAGAAUGGCGCCUGUUUCUAUUCCAUGGAAGGUGUUGUCUUCGCCUUCCUAAUGUCGGUGACAUUUAUGAUAGGGACAUUCUGUUUGCUGUUAUCGUGUCUCACGUCGCUCAGUACCGGGGGCAUUAUAUCGAAAACAAUUUAUGAAUUAAUCUAUCACAGUGUUGCUGCCAUUCUCUUGCUAUGCUGCUCCCUGCAGGUCGUCAUUACAUUGGGUGACCGACGUUACCGAAGCAAUUCCCAGAGUGAUGCCUACUUUGCUGCCGGUGUAAUGGGUUUGGUGAAUGCCGUUUUGUACUUUAUCAGUGCCUUCUUGGCCCACCGAUCUUAUCGUGGCAUUUAAAUGCAUAUAAACAAAUACAUAUGGAAAACCAGCAAAAACAACAUCCAAAGCCACAAUUUUAAAAUUUUAAAAUAAAUAAGAGUAAUUUCUUUGGUAACCGAAUAAACCGCAACUUAAAAUAUAUCCACAACAUAAGUCCAAAGAAUUUGAAAAA
Musca domestica (house fly) is the source of this 901-nucleotide messenger RNA. RefSeq lists its product as uncharacterized. Gene Ontology annotation, cellular component: membrane. The record is from RefSeq and is a predicted model, not a curated record. The coding region runs from base 247 to 747 and encodes 166 amino acids. NCBI's taxonomy places the organism in Eukaryota, Metazoa, Arthropoda, Insecta, Diptera, Muscidae. The transcript is spliced from 4 exons.